UAUUUAAGCACUUGUUUUAGUGAGAGGGGGCAGAACUCUGUCAGCUUUUUCAGUGAGAACAUUCCUUGCAAUAAGCAAUCUGUGUGCACCAUGCUGCGGGUGAGGUGUGUGAGAGGAGGAAGCAGGGGAGCUGAAGCUGUCCAUUACAUAGGAUCCAUGCUUGGAAAAAGCUUUGUCGGAUGGGUGCAGCGAACUUUUCAGAGCACCCAGGCAGCUGCAGUGUCCCAGAAAUCCUGUGCUGCUGAUGACAGAAUAACCGAAACCUCUCCUGAUGACUCUCCUGUCUGCUCUUACAAUGAAUGGGACCCACUGGAGGAAGUUAUUGUGGGAAGACCGGAAAAUGCCAGUGUUCCGCCAUUCACUGUGGAAGUAAAGGCAAACACUUAUGAAAAAUACUGGCCUUUUUACCAAAAGUACGGAGGCCAGAUAUUUCCGCCUGAGCAUGUGAAGAAAGCAGUUGCGGAGAUAGAAGAAAUGUGCAAUAUUUUGAGACUUGAAGGAGUUACUGUACAGAGGCCGGAGGUGAUUGAUUGGUCAGUGAAAUACAAAACACCUGACUUUGAAUCAACAGGUCUUUAUGCUGCUAUGCCCAGAGACAUUCUAUUGGUUGUUGGUAAUGAAAUCAUUGAAGCCCCAAUGGCUUGGAGAGCUCGGUUCUUUGAAUACAGAGCUUAUCGAUCUCUUAUUAAAGACUAUUUCCGCCGUGGGGCAAAGUGGACCACUGCACCAAAACCAACAAUGGCUGAUGAACUUUAUGACCAGGAAUAUCCUAUUCGUACUGUAGAGGACAGACAUAAACUUGCUGCUAUGGGGAAAUUUGUUACUACAGAAUUUGAGCCCUGUUUUGAUGCUGCGGACUUCAUGAGAGCUGGAAGAGAUAUCUUUGCACAGAGGAGCCAGGUUACAAACUUCCUUGGUAUUGAAUGGAUGCGCAGGCAUCUGGCCCCAGAGUACAAAGUGCAUAUCAUUUCAUUCAAGGAUCCAAAUCCAAUGCACAUUGAUGCCACAUUUAAUAUUAUUGGACCUGGACUUGUGCUUUCAAACCCAGAUCGUCCUUGUCACCAGAUUGAGAUGUUUAAGAAAGCUGGCUGGACUGUGGUUACACCCCCAACUCCAAUUAUCCCGGAUGAUCAUCCCCUGUGGAUGUCUUCAAAAUGGCUUUCUAUGAACGUCUUGAUGUUGGAUGAGAAACGUGUGAUGGUGGAUGCCAAUGAGACUACAAUCCAUAAAAUGUUUGAGAAACUUGGCAUCUCCACCAUCAAAGUGAGUAUUCGCCAUGCGAAUUCAUUAGGAGGUGGAUUCCACUGUUGGACAUGCGAUGUUCGUCGCCGUGGAACCCUGCAGUCCUAUUUCAGCUAAACUAGGCUGGAAAAGUGUUACGUUUUCAGUGAUGAAAUAUGUAAACAAAGCUUGUGGGUUUUUUGUUUUAAUGAAAAUUACAUUUUUCUGUUCAAGUGGGGUUAUAAAGCAUGUGAAUUUACAUGUUUAAACUCUCUGGCGUAGGUUAAUUUAAGGCAAUACUUUUUUACUCUUUAAAGUAAUGCUAUUCUAAUUGAGUUAAAAAUAAUGUAAUCUCCCCUUUUCCAUUAAUCAAACACUGGAUAUUUUUUUCGACUGCAGGCAAUUGAGGAAGACUGCUCAUUUUAUACAUCUACCUCUGUCUUAUCACAAAGGCAACAUUUAAUAUAUUUUUUACUUGACUCAUCUGUACUGUUUACACUUCUGCACACUGGUUUUAUACUGGAAAUUCCUUAUGUAUUACACAUUUAUCUGUUAAGUAUUUUUUCCCCCCAUUUGCACAUACAACUAUUUUUUUAUUUUUUUGUAAACUUUUCAUAUGAAAUACAUUCUGAUUUUUACCAUAAAACACUUGUAUAAAGUAUUGCAAGCCCCUCCUGCUUUUGUGAGAAAAAUGGGUAGCAAUGCAAAAAUCAAAAGAACACUAAGGAAAUAUUUUUAUAUUAAACUACUUCUAAGAUAACAAAUCAGUGGUAGACGGGUAUUAUGGCAAAUGUUAUCUGGCUCUCAUGAGUUCGUAAUGUAUUCCAAGAUGGAACUCGCAAACCUGUUCAGGAGAAGCACAUUUUUGUUUCUGGUGGGGAGACAAUUUAAGAGAAACUUGCUCCAUAGUAGUAUUCAUAAGGAACUAUUUGCUUUGUAAUAUUUUUAUGCAAAUAAAAUAUUUUCAUUGUA
Bombina bombina (fire-bellied toad) is the source of this 2193-nucleotide messenger RNA. It is a transcript of the gene GATM, whose product is annotated as glycine amidinotransferase. Gene Ontology annotation, biological process: creatine biosynthetic process. Gene Ontology annotation, molecular function: amidinotransferase activity. The transcript has 9 exons. Gene Ontology annotation, cellular component: mitochondrion. Bases 91 to 1359 code for a protein of 422 amino acids. Lineage: Eukaryota; Metazoa; Chordata; Amphibia; Anura; Bombinatoridae. The record is from RefSeq and is a predicted model, not a curated record.